UAGCCAGAUAGAUAGCGUCGCCCCAAGAGCCUCUCAGUCCAGGACGGGCUCCACCCCUAACUCCAGGUCCCUCCCUCUCCCCCAAGCCAGGGUCUCCACUAGAUCUGAUGAUUUCUCUCCAGAGAAAUCUCUCUCUUUCCUCGCGAGAACAGCAAUAUGGUCUCUCCCGGAAGUUGUUUUAGCCAACCUGCUUCCUUGCCCCGGAAAUGUAAAGCCUCGGGACUCGACCAGCUGUUUGUGGAGGACGGGGUGACCUGAUUGCGGGACCGAGGGCGCCGCAAAGAUGGGCCGCGAGUUUGGGAACCUAAUCCGGAUAAGGCAUAUCAUUUCCUACAGCCUGUCCCCGUUCGAGCAGAGGGCCUUCCCCAACUACUUCUCAAAGGGCAUCCCCAACAUGAUCCGCCGGGUGCAGGACUCCAUCUUGCGGGUCGCCCCCCCAUUUAUAGGCUUUUACCUCCUCUACACCUGGGGAAACCAGGAGUUUGAGAAUUCAAAGAAGAAGAAGCCAGAUGCCUUUGAGGAAGACAAGUAAACAACCCAGAGAGAAGGUCUUGGUUCCCUGGUGGUCAGCUCUGUCACUUGGGACAUACACAGAAGAAGAGCAUAUAAGGAUAUUUUGAAGAUUUAAUAAACAACAUUUCAUGAA
Messenger RNA from Monodelphis domestica (gray short-tailed opossum), 646 nucleotides. RefSeq names its product ubiquinol-cytochrome c reductase complex III subunit VII (gene UQCRQ). Gene Ontology annotation, cellular component: respiratory chain complex III. Gene Ontology annotation, biological process: mitochondrial electron transport, ubiquinol to cytochrome c. The record is from RefSeq and is a predicted model, not a curated record. Lineage: Eukaryota; Metazoa; Chordata; Mammalia; Didelphimorphia; Didelphidae.